Thalassophryne amazonica is the source of this 3160-nucleotide messenger RNA. It is a transcript of the gene slitrk4, whose product is annotated as SLIT and NTRK-like family, member 4. Gene Ontology annotation, biological process: axonogenesis; regulation of presynapse assembly; positive regulation of synapse assembly. Bases 146 to 2737 code for a protein of 863 amino acids. Gene Ontology annotation, molecular function: protein binding. The record is from RefSeq and is a predicted model, not a curated record. Gene Ontology annotation, cellular component: glutamatergic synapse; membrane. The transcript has 3 exons. Lineage: Eukaryota; Metazoa; Chordata; Actinopteri; Batrachoidiformes; Batrachoididae.
GCGCCGGAGAACCUUGUUGCGCCCUGACAAGUGUCUGCGCUUUUACUUCAAUGUCUGACCAUAUUCCUAGAGGGAGCCGCAGUCAUUCCCACCUUUGCUUUGGGUUACUAAAUGAUUUUCUGGGGGAGGAUUUCUAACCGGCGAGAUGCUGCUCGUACUCCUACUGGCAGCCUUUUCUUCUUCCAUCUCCGGCUCCCACUCCUCCUCAAUCUCCUCCCCCUCCCUGUCGGACAGACCUCCGAUGGCAGACCCUUCCGCCUCAGACUUGAUGGCAGAGACCUGCAGCGCUUGCUCCUGCAUGUCGGUGGAAAACGUGCUGUACGUCAACUGUGAAAAGAUCACCGUGUAUCGGCCCACGCAGCUCAUCCCGCCGGCAUCGUCAUUAUACCACCUGAACUUCCAGAACAACUUCUUAAUCAUACUGUACCCAAAUUCAUUCCUCAACUUCACCCACGCUGUGUCACUGCAGCUCGGGAACAACAAACUGCAGAACAUUGAAGGCGGAGCGUUCAUGGGGAUGAGCGCAUUGAAACAGCUUCACCUGAACAAUAAUGAGUUAAAAGUACUGCGAGCAGAUACUUUCCAAGGAAUAGAAAAUUUGGAGUACCUUCAGGCUGAUUACAACCUGAUAAAAUACAUUGAAAAGGGAGCAUUCAACAAGCUGCACAAGCUAAAAGUGUUGAUUCUGAACGAUAAUCUCAUACAAGCUCUUCCUGACAACAUAUUUCGCUUCGCCUCUCUCACACACCUGGAUAUAAGAGGCAACAGGAUCCAGAAACUUCCUUAUUUAGGAGUUCUGGAGCACAUAGGACGGAUUGUAGAGCUGCAGCUGGACGACAACCCAUGGAAUUGUACCUGUGAUUUGGCACCUCUAAAGGCAUGGCUUGAAAACAUGCCGUAUAACAUUUUUAUUGGUGAGGCCAUAUGUGAAACGCCGAGUGACUUGUAUGGGAGGCUCCUGAAAGAGACAAACAAGCAGGAACUUUGUCCGAUGGGAAUGGGGAGUGACUUUGAUGUGAGGAUGCCACCUGCACAGCCUGAAAAUGGGCAGUCACCCUCUAAAAUGUCCCCUACAACUGCAGCACCCAUCGCCACAAACGCGCCAAAAACCACUGACUCCUCUAAGAUUUAUGGUAACGGAAUUGUGGCUGGUUUGCCUCCUUUUGGAAGAAAUAGUCAGAUUGUUUCCUUUCAGACACGAACCCCUCCGUUGUUGUGCCCACAGCCCUGCAGCUGUAAAGCCCAUCCCUCUGACUUUGGCAUCAGUGUCAGCUGUCAGGAGAGGAAUAUUAAGAACCUAGCUGAACUCAUUCCCAAACCCCUAAAUGCCAAGAAACUUCACCUGAGUGGGAAUUACAUCCAUGACAUUAGCCCGACAGAUUUCCAAGGUUUCGAGGGCUUAGAUUUGCUGCAUCUUGGCAGCAAUCAAAUUGUUACUGUUCAAAAAGGUGUGUUUGUUAACCUCACUAACCUGAGGAGACUGUAUCUGAACGGAAACCAACUGGAACAGUUACACCCAGAGAUGUUUUUGGGCCUCACAAACCUGCAGUACCUAUAUUUGGAAUACAACGCCAUCAAAGAAAUUUUAGCAGGCACAUUUGACUCCAUGCCAAACCUGCAACUGCUGUAUCUCAACAACAAUGUCCUGCGGAGUCUCCCUGCCUACGUGUUUGCCGGUGUGUCUUUGGCCAGACUUAAUCUGAAAAACAAUCAUUUCAUGACCCUUCCCGUAAGUGGUGUGUUGGACCAGCUGCGAUCACUGACCCAGAUAGACCUUGAGGGGAACCCUUGGGAGUGUUCCUGUGAUUUGGUUGCCCUCAAACUCUGGCUGGAGAAGCUAAAUGAUGGAGUGGCUGCUAAAGAGGUAAAAUGUGCCUCCCCUGUGCAGUUCUCCAACAUUGAGCUGCGACUCCUGAAAAAUGAGAUUCUUUGCCCUAAACUUGUUGCAAGGCCGCCGUUUAUUCUCACUAGCGCCACCCCUGUCUUGACCUCUGUGUCACCAGCUGGUGUUGGCAAAGCCCCACAGGGAGGGCCUGUGCCCCUCUCCAUCAUGAUCCUCAGCAUCCUCGUAGUGCUUAUCCUGACUGUGUUUGUGGCCUUCUGCCUUCUGGUGUUUGUGCUGAGGCGGAAUAAAAAGCCAGUCGGGAGGCAGGAGGGGCUGGGGAAUCAGGAAUGUGGGUCCAUGUCCCUGCAUCUCCGCAGACACAACCACAAAUCUGGCAAAAAGGGUUCCAUCCCGGGAGACGACCUGGGAGGCGAGACUUUCAUCCCUCAGACCAUCGAGCACAUCGGCAAAAGCCACACAUGCGGGAUCGGACGCUCCUCAGAUUUGGACACCAGCUUCAAGUUUGCUGACUCGCACAGGCAAAAGAUUAUCCUCCGAAACAGUUCUGAAAAAGACAAAGACCCGCUCUCCACAAUAGAAUGCAACAAACGCCUGAGCACGAUCGACGAGCUGGAGGAGUUCCUCCCGAACCGAGAGCCAAGCAUGUUUAUUCAGAACUUUCUCGACAGCAAGAGAGACUUUAGCAGCAUAGGGCUGGGUGGGUAUGAAAUCCGCUACCCUGAGAAAAUGCUCGAAAAAAAGAUGAAGAAGUCAUCGCUGAUAGGCGGAAACCACAGUAAGAUUGUGGUGGAGCAGAGAAAAAGUGAGUAUUAUGAGCUGAAAUCCAAGCUCCAAGGAACGCCUGAUUACCUACAGGUGCUCGAGGAGCAGACUGCACUGAGCAAAAUGUAGGACCGCUGUUUUAUUUGGUGCAAUGAUUACACUCACACUGAAAGUCACGCAGGCUGACAGCCAAAUGCAUCUGCCUUUCUCUGUUAGAGCCCCCCCUCCCCCUCAUGCACACACACACAGACGCAUCAUUCACACACACACACACCCUCCCCCAACACUUGCUCUGUAGCCACACUUACACAGCGAAAAAGUGCCUUCUGGAAAUCCUUAAUGAUCAAUGCAGAGAUGGACAAAAUGGCUACAUGACGCGACGCUAUCGCUAGAACCAGCGUGGAUGUAUUUGACGGUCAGACCUUUGGAUAAUCAAUGAUACUCUUAGUACAUGUAUGAAACCUGCGUCCGCACCACAGCAACCAGACAGCCACAGUGUUUUUGCUGCUAUUGAAAUGCUACUUUUUCUUUUCCCACUGUUCUGUUUCUCCA